This is a messenger RNA of Ceratosolen solmsi marchali, 1016 nucleotides long. RefSeq names its product rRNA-processing protein UTP23 homolog. The record is from RefSeq and is a predicted model, not a curated record. Lineage: Eukaryota; Metazoa; Arthropoda; Insecta; Hymenoptera; Agaonidae. The transcript has 3 exons. Gene Ontology annotation, cellular component: small-subunit processome. The coding region runs from base 197 to 958 and encodes 253 amino acids.
CAAUACUUAACUUGUCGAUAUUUUUUUGAUUUUCGACAGAAAUAAGAAAGUUAAAUAUACAAUUGAUUUUGUACACAGUCGCGCAAGUUUUUAACGACAAUGGCGCCCUCUACGAGCAAUUUUACGUAUAAAAUACAUUUUUCGCUAAUGAAAGUCGAACGUUGUUGCUCUAUGGAAGUAAUUGCCGCUUAAAGAAAUGAAGAUCAAGCGGCUCAAGAAGGUUCAGAAGAAUCUUAGUUUUUUCGUAAACAAUUACAAGUUUCGUAAGCCAUAUCAGAUAUUGAUUGACGGAACGUUCUCGUUUGCAGCUCUUCAAAAUAAAUUUAACAUUAAAGAACAAUUGGCUAAAUACUUUCAAGCGGACGUUAAAUUAUUGACAACGCAAUGUAUCAUUGUGGAGACGGAAAAGUUGGGUCACAAGGUUUAUGGAGCAAUGUUAAUAGUAAAACAAUUUCCAAUACAUCAAUGUGGCCAUGAAAAGAAUACUGUGACGGGUUCAAAAUGUUUACGAUCAAUGGUUGGAUCCAAUAAUGAAUCUAGAUAUGUGAUAGCGACGCAGGAUCGACUUCUUCAAGAGCAGUUGAAGAAGAUUCCAGGAGUUCCAAUUAUGUAUUUACAUGGUAGGACACCUACGCUCGAAGCACCGUCUCAAAAAAGUCGUGAAUUCGCAGAGCAGAUAAGAAGCAAAGUAACAAUGACGGAUAUGCAAGAGGAGAGAAUAAAAUCUUUGAAGGAACAAUUUGGAUUAAAAAGCGACAUUACAAUGCAACCUAAGAAAAAGCAUAAAAAAAGCGGACCCAAUCCAUUGAGUUGUAAGAGAAGCCAAAAGAAAGAAAGUAAUUCUAUGAUCCAUACGAGCGAGCAUAAAGUCAAUGAGAGCGGCAAAGUACGAAAAAGAAAACGAAUAAAGUUACCAGCUCACGUGAAAGAAGUGUUAAAGCUAAACACGCACUCGUGACUUGUGCAAAUAAUAUUUGCUCGACACAGAGUAGUGUAAGCGUAUAAAAUGUAAAUAA